Molecule: messenger RNA, 882 nt
Organism: Penicillium longicatenatum
Lineage: Eukaryota; Fungi; Ascomycota; Eurotiomycetes; Eurotiales; Aspergillaceae
Product: aldo/keto reductase
Exons: 3
Coding region: 1-882 (293 amino acids)
Molecular function (GO): oxidoreductase activity, acting on NAD(P)H as acceptor
Source: RefSeq, a predicted model, not a curated record
AUGGUCAACGAAAUCCCGACGACUCGACUCAAUGAUGGGACGUCCGUUCCCAUUCUUGGAUAUGGGACAGGAACGGCGUGGUACAAGAGCUCCCAAGACACCGAGAUCAAUCGUGAACUGGUAGAUGCAGCCAAGAAUGCGAUCGAGUUAGGGUAUAACCACCUCGAUGGAGCCGAGGUCUACAGAACAGAAGAAGAAUUAGGCCUUGCUAUCCAGGAAGCCAAUCGGCCUCGAGAGAGUCACUUCGUGACCACCAAGGUCCAUACCAGUAUCGCCGAUAUUUCCGCUGCGAUUGACGUCAGCUUGAAAAAGCUGCGGCUUGAUUACGUCGAUUUAUACUUGAUUCACGCUCCCUUCUUUGCCAAGACUGAGAGUGAACUUCAGGCGGCCUGGGCGGCCAUGGAGCAAGUUAAGGCCUCUGGGAAAGCUCGGUCUAUUGGAGUGUCGAAUUUCGUACAGUCCCAUCUGGAAUCCAUCUUGAAGACUGCCAAAGUCAUUCCCGCGGUGAAUCAAAUCGAAUUUCACCCAUAUCUUCAGCAUGGAGACCUACUCUCGUUCCACGAGAGUAAAGGGAUCAAGACCUUUGGCUAUGGAGGGUUGGUACCGGUUACUCGGGCUCGCGAAGGCCCCCUGGAUCCCUUAAUAUCAGCUCUAGCUACAAAGUACGCCGUGAGUGAGUCGGAGGUCCUUUUGCGCUGGACUCUGGACCGUGGAUGCGUGGCAAUCACCACCAGUAAUAAGGAAGCACGUCUGGCGAGUUACCUGCGCUCCAUGACCUUCAAACUCACUCCUCAAGAGGUAGCGGAGAUAUCCCAGCUGGGUCAACAGCACCAUUAUCGUGCGUUCUGGCGAGAGAAGUUUGCGGCAGAUGAUCGAUCAUGA